AUGCGUGCCGUCAUUCUCGCUUCCGCAAUACCAACAGCGCUAGCUUUGUGGAAUGGAGACGUUUGCAACGGCAACGGCGGCUGCGUAUCCUGGGGAUCUGGUCCAUCAAACCACCCUUGGGUUUGCGCGGAUGGUAGCCGCCUGACUAUGCCUGUUUAUCUUGACAACUGGCAAGAUUCUGGCCUCGCAACCGUUCCAGCUACGACCCAGGAAGAAUUUCCCAAGACUUGCUGGGGUGGGAAUUAUCCUGCCCCUGGUGAGAAGCUGAUGAAAACUACUACAAGUAACGGUCAAACACUAUAUACAUGGCUAUCUUCGAACUGCAAAGAUGGGAAACCAGCAGUACCAGGCGACUGUUAUAACUACAAUCCCAAUCCAUCAGUUGUGAAUUUUUGCGCAUUGUAUGAUUCGAAGGGAGGCGAUUGUAAGACGAACCCGGAUGCAGGAGAGUGUGAACGCUGGGGCGCUACGACUGUACGACCACAGUGCUAUUAUUGGAAGCCAGGCCUUAAGGAUCUUCCU
Messenger RNA from Bipolaris maydis ATCC 48331, 522 nucleotides. RefSeq lists its product as uncharacterized. NCBI's taxonomy places the organism in Eukaryota, Fungi, Ascomycota, Dothideomycetes, Pleosporales, Pleosporaceae. The record is from RefSeq and is a predicted model, not a curated record.